Messenger RNA from Thamnophis sirtalis, 1136 nucleotides. NCBI's taxonomy places the organism in Eukaryota, Metazoa, Chordata, Lepidosauria, Squamata, Natricidae. The record is from RefSeq and is a predicted model, not a curated record.
AUCUCCUUUCACAUUUAUUUUUCUGGAGUUAAUAUUCAGAACACCUGGCUCCACUGGAGAGAAAAGAAAGUUUACUUAAUCGUUUGUUUUUGUUUCUUGGAUUGCAGAAAGCCUUACGACCUGACAUGGGCUACAAUACUUUAGCCAAUUUUCGGAUAGAAAAGAAGAUUGGCCGUGGGCAGUUCAGUGAAGUCUACAGAGCUACAUGCUUGUUGGAUGGUGUGCCAGUAGCUUUAAAAAAAGUGCAGAUAUUUGAUUUAAUGGAUGCAAAGGCACGUGCGGACUGUAUUAAGGAAAUUGAUCUUCUUAAGCAUUUCAAGAAGCAGAAGAGACUCAUCCCAGAAAGGACAGUUUGGAAAUACUUUGUUCAGCUGUGCAGUGCCUUGGAACAUAUGCAUUCCCGGCGUGUCAUGCAUCGAGACAUCAAGCCAGCAAACGUAUUCAUUACUGCUACAGGAGUAGUAAAACUUGGAGAUCUUGGAUUGGGAAGAUUUUUCAGCUCUAAAACCACAGCUGCACAUUCUCUAGUGGGAACACCUUAUUAUAUGUCUCCAGAAAGAAUCCAUGAAAAUGGAUAUAACUUCAAAUCAGAUAUCUGGUCUCUAGGAUGUCUGUUAUAUGAGAUGGCUGCAUUGCAAAGCCCCUUCUAUGGUGAUAAAAUGAACCUGUACUCUUUAUGUAAAAAGAUAGAACAAUGCGAUUAUCCACCCCUUCCAUCAGACCACUACUCAGAAGAACUCCGGCAAUUAGUUAACAUCUGCAUCAACCCAGAUCCAGAGAAACGACCAGAUGUAACAUAUGUUUAUGACGUAGCAAAGCGCAUGCACGCCCGCACAGCUACCAGCUAAGAGAUUUGCCCCCACAGGAGGAACACAAACAAGUCGUGAACAUUUAAGCACUGAUAAUGCUUUCUGCCCAAUUUUUUUUUCAAUUGUCUAUUGCUUUAAAUUUACUCAUGUGUCAAAGUUAUAUUAACACCUUUGUUACAUAAUUUAUAAGUAAAGGCUACUUGUAUUUUUAAAAUUUUAAGUAUAAGAUUUUAAACAUAGGUAAAUUGUUGUUACAACUUAGAGUAAUUGCACUUCAGUCAUAUAAUAUACAAUUAUUGAAUAAAGGGGAAACAUUUUUGUAUAGUU